GGGAGGCCUGGGGCCGCUGGCGUGUGCGCUGUCUCGGCCGCCCCCCCUUUCGCCGCCGCCGCCGCCCCGGGCAUGUCGUCCAACUGCACCAGCACCACGGCGGUGGCGGUGGCGCCGCUGAGCGCCAGCAAGACCAAGACCAAGAAGAAGCAUUUUGUGUGCCAGAAAGUGAAGCUAUUCCGGGCCAGCGAGCCGAUUCUCAGCGUCCUGAUGUGGGGGGUGAACCACACGAUCAAUGAGUUGAGCAAUGUCCCUGUUCCUGUCAUGCUGAUGCCAGAUGACUUCAAGGCGUACAGCAAGAUCAAGGUGGAUAAUCAUCUCUUCAAUAAGGAGAACCUCCCCAGCCGCUUCAAGUUUAAGGAGUACUGCCCCAUGGUGUUUCGAAAUCUUCGGGAAAGAUUUGGGAUUGACGAUCAGGAUUACCAGAACUCAGUGACGCGCAGCGCCCCCAUCAACAGUGACAGCCAGGGCCGGUGUGGCACGCGCUUCCUCACCACCUAUGACCGGCGCUUCGUCAUCAAGACCGUUUCCAGUGAGGAUGUGGCAGAGAUGCACAACAUCUUAAAGAAGUACCACCAGUUCAUAGUGGAGUGUCACGGCAACACCCUUUUGCCACAGUUCCUGGGCAUGUACCGCCUGACCGUGGAUGGUGUGGAAACCUACAUGGUGGUCACCAGGAACGUGUUCAGCCAUCGGCUCACUGUACACCGCAAGUAUGACCUCAAGGGUUCUACUGUUGCCAGAGAAGCGAGUGACAAGGAGAAGGCCAAGGACUUGCCGACGUUUAAAGACAACGACUUCCUCAACGAAGGGCAGAAGCUGCGGGUGGGCGAGGAGAGCAAGAAGAACUUCCUGGAGAAGCUGAAGCGGGACGUGGAGUUCCUGGCCCAGCUGAAGAUCAUGGACUACAGUCUGCUGGUGGGCAUCCACGAUGUGGACCGGGCAGAGCAGGAGGAGAUGGAGGUGGAGGAGCGGGCAGAGGACGAGGAGUGUGAGAAUGACGGGGUGGGCAACCUGCUCUGCUCCUACGGCACACCCCCGGACAGCCCCGGCAACCUCCUCAGCUUUCCUCGGUUCUUCGGUCCUGGGGAAUUCGAUCCCUCUGUUGAUGUUUAUGCCAUGAAAAGCCAUGAAAGUUCCCCCAAGAAGGAGGUCUAUUUCAUGGCCAUCAUUGAUAUCCUCACACCAUAUGACGCUAAGAAGAAAGCUGCACAUGCAGCCAAAACAGUGAAACACGGGGCGGGGGCCGAGAUCUCGACUGUGAACCCUGAGCAGUACUCCAAGCGCUUCAACGAGUUCAUGUCCAACAUCCUGACGUAGUGACCUUCUGCCGUCAGCCACAGCCAGAGAAUGAGAUAUGGGGUUGGGGAUCGGAAGGGGGAGAGGGUGUAUUUGGGCUCGAUGGAGGGGUGGGAGCAGAGUGGGGGGCCGGGAGGGCUUUAGCAGUGAGACUGCAGCCUGUGACACUGAAAGGUUCUCGGGAGGGGGAUGUGCUGUGUGCUCAUGCUCACAGGAUGUAGCCUCACCUCCUUCUUACCUUUGAUGCCCCCACCCCAUUUGACCCAGGUUAAAAAGGGGUUUCCUUUUUGUUACCUUGUAGCCUUUUAAAAUACCUUGGGGCUAGAGGUGACUGUGGGUUGAUUUGGGUUUUUCUGAAAUGUCAUUGCCCUAGGUUUGCUAUUUAUAAUGAUGAUGUCAUCACCCUAUCCACCCUCCCUUCCCUGCCCUAGUCCCUUCAAUGACAGGCACCCUGCAGACCCUGCCAAGGGUCCUCUCAGAGCCAAGUGCUCUGACACCAGAGGAGAGGUCAGACGCCUCAUCCCUCUUGGAUUAACUUUUAAUUUUAUGAAGUAUUGUGCACAGCCUCCUUCACCUUUCCUCCUCGGAUCCAAGUGAUGCCUCCACAUAAACGCUGUCCUCCUGAAGGAACACUCCAGACCAACACCGGUCAUUUUGGAUCAGAAUCAAAGACCUCGGAGGGGAGUGAGUUGGUCCUCCUGGCUGGCGAGGGCGGGGGUUGCUGCUGGGCUCUGACUGCUGGUUCUCAGAGCACCCGGGCUCGUCGCUCAGCCGCUGGGCUCUCUGGGCCCCUGGAGUUCAGAUGUCUUCUCGAUAAAGCCUGCCUCCCACUUGGUCAAGAGGAACAAGAAAGGACCUUUGCGCUUAAAUGGUUUUCUUCCCCUUGGAGAAACCCCAGACGCUGAUGAGUAUCACAUGAGGGCCCGUGCCCUCCAUCCACUUACUUCCUUUUGACCUUUUCCCAGGCACCCUCACUGUAGGUGAGCUUUCAGCUGGGGGCACACCUCCAGGUGCCGGGGUGCUUCUUGCUGAGAUUCCUCCUUGGGUCCCAGGGCUGCCAUGCAGGUGACCUGACUCCCCGUGCCUGUGUUUGUCCCUGGAUGUCACGGCCAGCAGGGAGUGACGCCUCCCACCGUGGAUGUGGCGCCCAAGCCUGAUCGUUUCUGGAUCGCUUGAGGAUGUGACCGCGGAAUCCAGUGCGGAGGCUGGAGGUGGGAUUGGAUUUGGAUCCAUCUUCGGUGCCCCAUCUAGAUUUUAACAGAUCUGCCACCUACAGGCGUCCCGAGGAAUGGCAUCCUCGGCCUCCUUCAGGAUCUCCACCCGCCUUCUGAGCCUUGCUAUCCAGGCCUCAGAAUCGAGCUGUGUCAUUCUGUGGUGACAUCAGAGCCGUCUGGUCUGGCUAGGGGAGAACACAGCCCUGUGCUGGAGGAGGUACAUUCCCACACCUUCUCAACCCCUCAUCAGGAACGGGAUUUAGGAUGAGAGAUGUUAAAACAUGUAGGUAACCCCACAGAUUCGAAGGAAGUUUGUGGAAGCAUUUUGAAUGAAUGGAUUGGUUUCCUAUGGUUCCUUCCACACUUGGCCAAGCUCAGCCUCUGGAGCAGGAACCAUCACCGUCUCUGCCCUGCCUGCAGCAUUUAGGUCAGGAGGGAGUGGAGACAGCAUUCUUGGACUCCUCUGGGGCCGGGGACCCCUCUGGAAGCAGCAGAUGGGUCAGACAACUGCCCGGGCCCCAGGAAGGGGCCAUAGGUAACUCUAAACAUCAGCAGUAAGACCAUGAAGGGACUCGAGGAAGGACUUGAAACCCAAUGGCACGUGGAAAAAAACUGACUUAGGAAGGGAUCAUAGGAAUAAGGUUUGGACUUGAUUUCCCCACCUUCUAAUCAAGAAUAGAAAUUUGGAUCUGCUCAUAGGCCCAGCAUCUCCAAAGGUUGGCAGGCUGUCUCCCAGCAGCCUCCGUAGCCUCGGGCUCCCACUGGCUCCCUGCAUUUGGUCUGAUCAUGUUGCCAUGAUGUGUAUGAAUCAUGUAAUAAUCCUAUCAGUGAAAGAUGAGCUACCAAGUAUGACUUGUUUAACAUUGAGUUUUUGUGAUUUUGUGCGGUUUAUUUUUUGUAUAUUGUUUACAUUUUGAGAGGUAGCAUCCUAUUGCAAAUGCUCUUUUGUGUUUCUGACAGUGUUGUUGAUUGGGUCGGAACAUUUAAGGUGUGGUUUGGUGAAUUGUAGAUUUUUUUUUUAAAGGUCAUUCUGUGCUAUUUUCAAAACCUUGGGUUUGGCCCUCUAAUUCUUUUGGCAUUCAAAUGUUUAAAAGCUAUUUAUCUUGGUUUAUGCAAGUUUUCUUUCUCUUCUUUUUAUAAUGAUGAAGAUAUAUUUGGUUUGCAGUCUGAAUGUAGAGAAAGUGAACUGAUCCCCAAGCUUUUGUCUGUCCCCACUUUUCUUCCCCAAAUCCCACCGUUCCCCUCUGAGCAGAAGGCAUCUGGGGGGGAUGUAACCACCCUCAACCUCACUCUUUGGAGCUUUGAAACUCACCUGCCUUACGGCAUCCUAGAGUAGUUUUGGGCCUCCCAAGAGCAAAGGUGGAAGAAUAGGACAUGGCUGACUGGGUGAGGCCUGGAGGGCAGGACUUGUAUCCCAGUCUCCCAUCCUGCACCUGUUCUGAACCUCUACAGCUAAGAGACUAGUCUCCAGGUUUCCCAGCCAAAGCGAGGGGUUGUCUGAAAGCUCCACUGAGACUACUAGAUGAAGACCUCUGGCCCUUGUUCCUGAACCACUGAGUCUUACCCUCCCGGUGGGCGCUCCUCCCCAUGCCCCGCAGGGGGAGUAGCGGGAGGGUUGGGAAGCCCGCAGGUCCAGGAGCACAGCUGAAGCAGUGCUCCAUCGAUCCUCAUCUUGCUCAGGAGCUACUGGCCUGUGGCUAUUCUCAGAGGCACUCCCCAAGUUCCCAUCACAGGCAGCUCUUCCUGCUUCACUUGUUCCUCUUGCCUGUGCGUUAGGCCUCAAGCAGGCCCCCUGGGAGUACUCAGGCCUGGGGACUGCAGACUCCUGCCCGAGCGCUUUCCCUUCUUCACAGACUGCCAGGAUGUGCCCUGGGGAGGUGAACCAAAGACCCAGGACUUUUCUCAGUAGCCAGUUCCACCCCCUAGUCGUCUUUUUACCAGUUCAAGUUGGGAGGAAGACCAGCACUCCCCAGCAUUCGAGCUACUAGAAGGUUAGGGGCUGGGAGUGUUUCAACAACCCUUAGAGCUCUGGCUUCCCUCAGCACAGGGACCUCACCUCUUUCUGUCAGAAAUGUGUGGAGGGGGAGUCCACUCUAAGCACAGGAAUCAAAGGGAAAACAUUCAAGUAACUGCCCCUCAAUGUACCAGCCAUCUGCACGGUCUGGAGGGGCAGGGACAUGGCCCUCCCCUCCCUGAGAUGCGCCACUCAUGAGGGUGCCUCCAAAGGGAAGAGACUGGCUUUCCCAGCGGGUUGUGCUGAGAUCCUCGGAGGCUGGAGAGGAAUCUUCUGGAGGAGCCCCUUCCUCUUGCUCAGGAGGAAGUAGGAACCAACCACCUUUGGGGGAAGGCCUGGUGCUGCUCAGCACACCCAAGCACCAGGUCAGGUCAUUGUAAUAAAAAAUGUGAAUUAAGUAUAGAUUCAAUUUCGGGGGGAGGAGGAUAAACUAUCACCCCACCAUAUGUGUGUGACCUCCAUUUCCCACUGCGAUUUCCAUUUUUUAAAUAGGAAUUUUCAGCCCCUUGUGCUUGUCUAAUGUCUGCUCGGAACAGUUCGAGACCCUGUUACUGUUUUAAAAUGCAUGCGUGUUACGAUGAAUCUUCAACCCAAGGAAAAUAAAACUUAAAAAGCUUUGUGUA
Messenger RNA from Myotis lucifugus (little brown bat), 5150 nucleotides. It is a transcript of the gene PIP4K2B, whose product is annotated as phosphatidylinositol-5-phosphate 4-kinase type 2 beta. NCBI's taxonomy places the organism in Eukaryota, Metazoa, Chordata, Mammalia, Chiroptera, Vespertilionidae. The transcript has 10 exons. Gene Ontology annotation, biological process: phosphatidylinositol metabolic process. The record is from RefSeq and is a predicted model, not a curated record. Gene Ontology annotation, molecular function: phosphatidylinositol kinase activity. Bases 73 to 1320 code for a protein of 415 amino acids.